CGUGUUUGUCAUGUUUAUGUUAGUGAGAGGCUAGACCUUUUAACAUAAAAUUUUUUUUUAGUUAAUAAUGUAAUAUGUCUAUGGUGAGAGGUGAUUAGUGUUUACUUUUUAUCCAUUUGGUUCUACAUAAAUACAGAGCUACAUAAUACAAUAAUUCUAUGUUGAGAUCCAUAGAUAAGUAUACAGGAUUUAGACACUUUUGUUAUUGUUUUGCCAAAGAAUCGAACUCAGAAUCAAAUUUUUCUAAACAUGGCCCCAAGUAACGUCACAAAGAAAAAUGUACAACUAAAAAAGAAGAAAUUAACAAAAAAGUCUUCGAAAUUAGUUUCCAAACAUGUCGAAACAAAUAGUGACAGUAAUAAUGAUUCGGACGGAUCAAUGGAUGCAAUUCAAUUUGACAGUCAGUAAAAGUGUACUAAUAAUUAUAUACCAUGUACAUAUAUAUAUAUGUUAUGCUUGUUUUAUUUCAGGUGAAUCUGAUAAUGCUAGUUUAAAUGAUAGUGAAGAUGGUGAAGUGUAUGACAGUGAUGGUUUAGAUGAAGAAGUCGAAAAAUUGAAAACUUCAGACCCAGAAUUUUAUAAGUAUUUAAAGGAAUGUGACAAAAAUUUAACUAAAAUAACAGAUGAUGGAGAAGACAAUGAUGAUGAUUAUGAUGAAGAUGAUAUAGAAGGAAUAAAGUCUGAAAAAUUACACAAGCCUCCCGAAAACUUGGAAGUAAGUUAUGUAUAAAUUUAUUAAUUUAAGAAUAUUAACUGGAGUUUAGUUAUUUUUUUAAUUGAUUUGUAUAAAUUAAAAUAUAAUUAAUCUAUUUUCUGUGGAGAUUUUUUUGUCUGUUUUAGUUUUUAGAAAGUAUUUCUAGCUUGGUCUGCUAUAAAUUCUUACAGAAAAAUAUGCAACUCCUAUAACUUCCAAGCUCUACUAAUAUUGUAUCAUUUAUAAAGCUUUUAUAUUAUUAUAUUUUGACGAUUUGUUGAUUAAUAUAUUACUAUAAGCAAAAAUGUUGUAUCUUUAUUAAAUAAAUGUAGUUUUGUAAUAUAUUUUCACCUAGUAAAAAUGAAUUUUUCGACCAUUUACUGCAUUUUUUCAAAAUAAAUAUUACCAAUAGUUGUUUUUAUAGAAUACCUAAUAUUUCAGACAUGGCUUAUUGAUUUAAAAAGUCUGAAUUUUAAGAUUUUUGAUGUACCUAUGUAAUUCGUUUUUUUCAAUUGUUUUGGACUUUCGGCAUUUUUGUUGAUGGGGAGUAGUAUAAAUGUUAUAAUCUUACUAAAAUAAAUCCUUAAUAACUAAAUUAUUACCAAGAGACAUUAAAAUAUUAGUACAGUAUUUUGACAUGUAAUUUUAGAAAACGUGAAAAAGUAAAUUAGGUGUCUAAAAGAUAAACUAAUUUUUAAAAUAAUUAAAAUAAUUGUUAUUACCAGUACGGGAAGAAGGGGUCUAAUCCUAUUUCAUUUAUUACAUUUAUAAUAUUUAAAACAAAGGACUUGGAUAUUAAUUUUGAUCACUAUGUCCAAUGAUAUUAUUUUUUCUAGUUAAUGGUCCAUUAAGAGUAAGGUUUAAAAGCAUUAGUAGGUAAAAAAAUUGUUGAAUUCCAAGUAAUUAUGUUUAACCAUACCAUUAGAUAGAGCAUUAUUUUAGAUUAUAAAUUUAUAAGAUUAUUGAGAUUAAUAGUAGUUUGGAAACAAAGAAUAUAAGUGUGUUUACAUGGCAGCUGUAAGACCUAACAUUUGCUGUCACUGUCACCGUAUUUAUCUUUUGACAAUAGUUGUUAUAACAGUAUUUUAAUGGACAUUCUAGGUUGGAAGUGAUGAAAGUGAUUUUGAUGAAGGUCCCAGUAAUGAAGGAAGGGAUGUUGUUGUUAUUACGUUAUCUAUGAUACAAAUAUGGAGAGAAAAACUUCAAAAUUCGUAAAAUUCAAUUUUUAAAUUAUCAUUAGUAAACAUAUUUUAUAUAAUAUAUUAUUAUUUUAGAAAACAAAAAUUAAGCUACAUAACUGCAGCAACUAAAGCAAUGACAGCAGCACUUCAACGAGUAACACCAAUUGAAAUAAACAAACCUACACCUUAUAAAGUUGAAGGAAGUUCAGGUAAUUAUAUCUUUUAAAUUUAAUUCACAUAUAUUAUUAGUUAGUGUAUUGAUAAUUUAAAUUUUUAGUGUUCAAUGGAGUGCUUCAAAUGUGUAUGUUUGAUUUACAUCCUGCUAUUUUGAAAUUUUUAAAACUUCCUCUUGGUUCACCAUCACAAAUUAUGAUUUCUAAAUCGAAACAGUGGAAAAAAGUUAAAAUGACUCUGCGUUCAUACUUAACUGAUCUGACUAAGGUUAGUCUAAGAUUUGAUUUUGAUUUUAAUUAAGUAAUAACCCAAGUUUCCUUUUGGAAUAUUUGUUUAUUAUAUUUUUAUAUCAUAUUGUUAUGGAUUUGUUGUAACGGACAUGUUUUUUUUAUAAAUGUGGUUGUUUAUUUAUUAUUUAACUAUGUUUUCAGCUGUUGAAUAAUGUUUCUAGUGAAGACAUUUCAUGUGUCCUUUUAAAACAUUUUCAUCAAAUGAUACCAUUUUUAUCAUGUCUCCCAACAAUUGUAAAACCAGGUUUAAAAAGAUUGAUAGCAUUGUGGAGUGCCAGUGAAAGUGAAACUGUCAAAGUUUUGGCUUUCUUAUGUUUAUUAAAGUUAGCUAAUAGUGAUACAUCUGUUUAUCUAGAAAUGGUUCUUAAGGUAUAAUUAAAUGGUAUUAUUAAUUAACAACAAAGUUAUUACAUUGUAAAUAAUAUUUUAUGUAGGCUAUGUAUGUUGGAUAUAUCGCUAACAGCAAAUUUGUUACUCCAAAUUCUUUACCUGGUAUUAAUUUUAUGAGACAAUCUUUAGCAGAAAUGUUUAUAAUUAGUGAACCUGUAUCUUAUAAUCAUGCAUUUCUGUACAUAAGACAAUUGGCUAUUCAUCUACGAUCAGCUGUAACUUUAAAGAAAAAGGUAUUUGAACUAAAUUUAGAUUAAAUGUUUUAAUUUUUGAAUGUAGAUUAUUUUAUUCUAAUUAUAUAGGAAAAUAUACAAUCAGUUUACAAUUGGCAGUAUGUAUCAUCACUUAAGUUAUGGGUAGAUGUAUUGUGUUCUUCAUUGAAUAAAAAGCAAUUGCAAACUCUAGUUUAUCCUCUUAUACAAGUAAUAAAAAGUAUUAUGAAUUAUCUAUUUCAUGAUUAUUUGAUUUAUUACGUAAAAUUAUAUUGUAUUAUGUAUUUUGUUUAGAUAAUUAUUGGAUGUACUAAACUUAUAUCAACAGUACAAUAUUUGCCAUUAAGAUUUCACUGUAUUUCUAUGCUGACUAAAAUCAGCAAAGAAACUGGUAAAUUUAUACCAAUUUUACCACAUAUUUUAGAGGUAUUUAAUAAAUAGCAUUACAACAACAAAAUUAUUAAUUUUUUUUUUUUUUUUAGGUAUUGAGUAUAGUGGAUUUUCAAAAAAAGCAUUCAAAAACAUCUAUGAGACCAAUGGAUUUUACUUGUAUAUUGCGUCUGUCUAAAUCACAAUUGCAAGAAAAUGUAUUUAAGGAUGCAGUAAUAGAAAGUGUACAUGGUACUUUAAUGGAAUAUCUUGUUAUAGAAGCGCAUACUAUUAGUUUUCCUGAUUUGGUGGUACCAUUUAUAAUUAAAGUUAGUGUUAUUAUACACCUGCAACUUAGACAAAAAAAAAAAAAAAACAGAUUACCUAUUGCUAAUUUGACUGUUUUAAUACUUCUUUAGAUGAAGGAAUUUCUUAAAAAUUGUAAAAAUAUAAAUUAUACCCGAAAAUUACGUACUUUAUUGGACAAAGUGAAAGAAACAUCAACUUUUAUUAGUGAAAAACGUGGAAAAAGUGGAAUUUCACUUUAUGAUUUAAAAUCUAUUGAAGUAUGGGAAGCUGAUAUUAAAUUAUCUGGUACACCUAUGUCCCAAUACUAUGAUAGUUGGUUCAAAUUAAACCAGCAGCAAGUUGCUCGGAAAAUAACAAAUAAUAUUGUGGUAAGUACUUUCUAUUUUAAUUUCAAAUUGAAUUGUUAUUAAUUAAUGGCUAUUUUAAUUUAUUAGCUCGGAGAAUUUAAUAUUCCUACACUGAAAAAGCAUAGGCUAAAAAAAAAUGAUGAUGGUCCCGCAGAACUUUUCCCAUCAGAUGAUGAAGAAUACGAGCCUAAUUUUGGGUAAGAAAUUGUUAUUAUAAAGUAUAAAAAUAAUUAUACAUUUUGUAAAUGAACUUAAAAAGGCAGUGAAGGUUUCUUUUAAGUCAUCUAAUCUAAGACUAUUCUAUUCCUUCUACUUCUUCCUAAGCUAUAGCAGUCCAUUCAGAACCAUCGCCACUUUUAGAAUGCCUUUCCACUUCUCUCUUUCCAAAGCUAGAUUAAAUAGUACCGGAGAUAGUGUAUCACCCUGUCUUAAGUCCAUCUUACAUUCAAACAUUGUAAAUAAUUCUCCUAGAAAACGUACCUUACAAUAGGUUUGUUCAUUUCACAUUUAAACUAGUCUCACUAGUUUGUCAGGUAUGCAAAAUUUCACAAAGUUAUCCAGUUGUUCGCGGUUAAUACUGUUGUAUGCCUGUUAUAUGGCAUAUGGAAGUGCUUAUUAUACUCAGUAUUUUUCUAUAAGUUGUCUUAGUGUGUGAAUGUGAUCUGUUAUGAACUUGCCUUUUCUAAAGCCACACUGGUACUUUCCAACUAUGUCCACUCUGUAUAUUUCAAUUCUUCUUAAGAUAAAUAGAUAUUCAGCUUCUAAUUAUACAAUUCAUUAACAUUUUUAAAUCCAAAUUAUGGUAUUAGAUUCUUUAUAGCAAGUUACAAGUUGUAUUCACUACAAAUAUGAUUAUUUUUAAUGAAAACAUUAAGCUUAUAAAGUUUUUUUAUAAGUAAAAUUGACUUGUAUAGACUAAUAUUGUUCCAUAUAUUGUAUUUAUUCGAAAUAUAUUUGAACAUUUUAGAUCAUCGGAAGAUGAAGAUGUAGGAGAAAAAUAUGAAGAUGUAGGAGAAAAAGAAGAAAACUAAUUAAAAUCAACAUUUAUGUGUGGUUUUAUGCAUUAUAGAAGUUUUAAAAAAUAU
This is a messenger RNA of Cinara cedri, 5051 nucleotides long. The record is from the annotation of a GenBank genome assembly. Lineage: Eukaryota; Metazoa; Arthropoda; Insecta; Hemiptera; Aphididae.